CCUGCGGCCCCGAGGUUUCACUUUCACUUCUCAGCCGGCUGGUCAGGAGAGCUGCUUCAUGCAGGCCCAGCGUCUGUUCCCUGUUCGCCUGUUCAGUCAGUAUAUGCUGACAACGCCUGCCCUGGCUUUUCUUCGCCACUAAAAUUAGGAGUCGAGACUUCUCCGCUGGGGCCUCAAGCCAUCCAGGAGUCUUUUAAACAAGAAGAGCCUCAGGACUAAGGACAGGAAGAAGACAGGGGAGACGUACUAUGGCUUUAAAAAUCUUGAACAUACAGAACGAGGUGUCCUGUCCCCUCUGCCUGGAGCUUUUGACAGAAUCCCUGAGUCUAGACUGUGGCCACAGCUUCUGUCAAGCCUGCAUCACUGCGAACACCAAGGAGGCGGAGAUCAGCCUGGAAGGGGGAAGCAGCUGUCCUGUAUGUGGUGUCGGAUACUAGCUUAGAAACUUAUGGCCUAAUAAGCAUCUGACUAACAUAGUGGAGAAAAUCAGAGAGGUCAAGUUGAACCCAAGGGAGCUGAAGAGAGAGCUCUGUGAGUGCCAUGGAGAGAAACUCCUGCUCUUCUGUAAGGAGGACAGGAAGAUCAUUUGUUGGCUCUGCGAACGAUCUCAGGAACACCGUGGUCACCACACAUUCCUCGUGGAGGAAGUCGUCAAGGAAUGUCAGGAGAAGCUCCAGGCUGCUCUGGAGAGGUUGAGGACGGAGCAGCAGAAAGCUGAGAAGCUGGAAGCUGACAUCAGAGAGGAGAGAAUUUCCUGGAAGUACCAGAUACUGGCAGAAAAACAAAGGAUACGAACAGGGUUUAAUUGGCUUAGAAGCAUCCUGGACAGUGAAGAGCAGAGAGAACUGCAAACAUUGGAAGAAGAGGAGAAGAGAAUACUGGAUAACUUGGCUGAGGCUGAGGCUGAUUUGGCUCAGCAGAACCAGUUGGUAAAAGAGCUUAUCUCAGAUCUGGAACUUCGCAGUGAAUGGCCAUCAGUGGACCUGGUGCAGGACAUGAGUGGAAUCAUGAAAUGGAGUGAGAUCUGGACAGUAAGGAAACCAAAAACUGUUUCAAAAAGACUGAAGAGUUCAUUCCGUGCUCCAGAUCUGAGGGCAAUGCUGCACAUGCAUAGAGAGUUAACACAUGUCCAGUGCUACUGGGUGGACAUCACGCUGAAUCCAAUCAACUUAAAUUUAAACCUUGUCCUUUCAGAAGAUCAGAGACAAGUAAUGUCUGUGCCAAUUUGGCCUGUUAAAUAUUAUAAUUAUGGUAUCGUGGGCUCCCAAUAUUUCUCCUCAGGGAAACACUACUGGGAAAUAGACGUGUCCAAGAAAACUGCUUGGAUCCUAGGGGUAUACUGUAGAACACGUUUCUGUAAUAUAAAGUUUGGUGUUAGACGAGGCACAAAUCAUCGAAACAUUUUCUCCAGAUACAAACCUCAGUUUGGCUACUGGGUUAUUGGGUUACAGAAUGAAUAUGGUUAUAAGGUUUUUGAGGAUUCUUCCACCUCUGAUCCCAAGGUCUUGACUCUUUGCAUGACUGUCCCUCCCCAUCGCAUUGGGGUUUUCCUAGACUAUGAAGCAGGCAUUGUCUCAUUUUUCAAUGUCACAAACCACGGAUCACUCAUCUACAAAUUUUCUAAAUGUUGCUUUUCUAGGACUGCUUAUCCAUAUUUCAAUCCUUUGAAUUGUCCAGGCCCCAUGACCCUGUGCCCACCGAGCUCCUGAACCUUCUUAGUCUAUGUAGCACCCUUUCUCCUGGGUUUAUCUACACCUGAGUUUAUCUGCACCCUUCUGAACACCUCUUCCUUCCUUACUCCUUCUUUUAUUCUAGAAUGUCUUUGUGCAGUGAUUGUCUGCAUGUGUUAAAAUAAACAUGCACUUUUUACCCUUUUCUCAUUUAAUUCAACUACCUUUAUAGUUUUGUUUUGUUGUAUUUUAGUAGCUGUUCUGUAGUUUAAGCCUAUGUCAGUACCUUGAUUUUUUUCCCCCGCACAGAUUAUUGAGGCUCUGUUCAUUAUUUUCAUAUUGGAUAAUUUGCAUUAAUCUACCUGUAAGUUCACUUAGUCUUUCUUUUGUGAUCCUGAAUUUCUCUUAAGCCAAUCCUAGAUUAUUUUUUGAGUGAUUAUAGCCUUUAGUUUUAGUAUUCCAAUUAACAAAACUAUUUUUAUUUGUCUUUUGACAUUUCCUAUUUGCUCAUUAUUAUAAGCAUGUUUUCUUUCAUAACCUUAACUUUAGAUUUCAUGGCUGCUGUGAAGUCCUUGUCUUUUUUUGUUGUAAAUCCUUGUAAAUAUGACAUCUGGAUUAUCUUGGAGUUGAUCUCCAUUGACUGCUUAUGCUCUUGAGUAUGGACCAUGUUUUCUAGUUUCUUUGUAUGUUAAACAAUUUUAAUAUGUAUCUAAAAUUCCCCCAGGGGAGUUGUAAAUGAAGUGUAAAGACUCAGGAUUCUGUUAAUUUUUCUGAAGAAUAUUUUUUUCUUCGGGCAGUUAACUUGGUUGAACUCAAAUUCGAAAUACUCCCCUGCAUUUUACAGCAGGUGAAAUCUCUGGUCAAUUCAUUUAUCUGUCUCAAACAUGUGCAGUUCUGAUUGUUGCUCAGUGUAUAUGUACAGUUUGGGAUUUCCUUCUCUGGAUCUCUCUUUUAUAGACAUUCUUUUACCAUUUUUCAGCUGCAGGGAUAGCCCCAAAUCAUUCUUACUCCUCUUCAAGCUAGUAAGUUUGCAUGUUGCUGAGUUUUAAGUGUCUUACUCACUACCAGUUGAGGUUUACUUUCAAAUAAAAAGCCACAAAACCAGGAAACUCAUCCAAUAGUAUUCCCUUCUGCCCGUUGUCAUUUACACUGUAGAUUUCAAGUGUUUUGUCACUCUCUAGUGCCUUCAUGUUUUUUGUUUUGCUUUUACAAUUGUUCAAGGUUCAUAGUGUUGAUGUAUAGGUAACGGGUACUGUUUUGUUAGAAUAAAUACCUCUUUUUUGGAAACAGAGCAAGUUUUGCUUGCCCUGGAUAUCCUAAACUAUUAGUUCAAUUGUUGAAUUUUAGGGUUUUUUUUUAUAUACAAACUGCCAGAUUUUGUUCAAAGUGGUUAUACCAUUUUGCAUUCCCACCUAUUUCAGAAAGGGAAUGAUGAUGGUAUGGAUAGGAUGGUUAAUGCAGACAUACUAAGAAUCGAUGUGUUUUUAGGUAUAUCUGGUUAAAACUGGAGGGGAUUGGAGAGCUCAGAGUCUGAGUGAUGGCUGCAGCAUAGUGGUAUUGAUUGCAGUGUUUAAAAGAAAUGAGCUUCUUUACCCAAAGACCUCUUCUCUAUCCAGUACUUCUUCCUUUGCCAAUCCUUCCACAGAUCCAAUAUCCAUUAUUUUACUCCUCUUCCUCUGAAUCUCUGAAAUGACACCAUAUCCAUGGUCAGUAUCUUAGGACUCUCUUAUGAAACCUAGGUUUGCAGCUGAGAGAAAUCGGUGGGGAAAUCAUGUCCUGUCAAGAUACCCAAAAACUUGGGCAAGCAGAACAUCUGAAUUUACUAUGCUUCUCUCACCAUACAUAUUUUCUCACCAGAGCAGAGUAUGUGGGUUUGUUCCACAUUCCAGUUUAUCAUCUUCUGAGUUACCAGGAAAAAGAAAUCUUUAUUAGGGCUCUGUAUUUCCCCUCCACUCAUUAUAUCUCCUGCUUGGAGAGGGAUGUAAUGAAGUAUCUCCCCCUUUGGCCCAUGGAUUUUUAAUACUUUCCUAUUUGAGAAAAUCUAAGGGUAAAUAAAGCAAGGGUUACAGUGGGUAAGUGGAUACAGAUAACACACCAAUCCAAGUAAACCGUAGGAAGAAAGCUGGAGGUAUGAAAAAUUAAGAAUUUAUCAGAUGUGGAAACAACCCCAGAGUCCAUCAACAGAUGAAUGGAUAAAGAA
This is a messenger RNA of Hyaena hyaena (striped hyena), 3870 nucleotides long. RefSeq names its product tripartite motif-containing protein 34-like. The transcript has 8 exons. NCBI's taxonomy places the organism in Eukaryota, Metazoa, Chordata, Mammalia, Carnivora, Hyaenidae. The record is from RefSeq and is a predicted model, not a curated record. Gene Ontology annotation, molecular function: zinc ion binding; protein binding.